GCGGAACUGAAGAUGAUGAGUGGAAUGUUUCCGGUCGGAUCGAAGGUGAACGGACCGCCGGACCGGAAGUCUGUUAGGUGGUCGAGGGGCGCGGUAAUUGUUGCGUCGGCUUGAGAGAGGCGGGAUGGGCCGAAGCCGUUCUAGGUCUCCGCCUCGCAGGGAACGUCGGCGCUCUAGAUCCACCUCACGAGAGAGAGAGAGGAGGCGGCGGGAAAGGUCAAGGUCCCGAGAGAGAGAUAGGAGGAGAAGCCGUUCCCGUUCACCACAUAGGAGGAGAUCAAGGUCUCCCCGGCGACACCGAUCCAGCUCCCCUUCACCUCCCCGACAAAAAGAAAGAAAUGAUGAAAAAAAAGAAACCAAAGACUCCAAAGGCAAAGAGCGUCAGAUCACAGAAGAAGAUCUCGAGGGUAAAACAGAGGAAGAAAUAGAAAUGAUGAAAAUGAUGGGCUUUGCAAACUUUGACACAACGAAGGGCAAGAAAGUGGAAGGCUCUGUAAAUGCUUAUGCUAUAAAUGUAUCCCAGAAGAGGAAGUACAGGCAGUACAUGAACAGGAAAGGUGGAUUUAACAGGCCUCUGGACUUUAUUGCCUGAUACCUGCAAUUAUAACACAUGAAAAGACUUUACUCCCAUCACUGUGUUGUCUUAGCAGCAGUACCUGUGGCAAUUGGGAAGAGUCUGUGAAAAUGACUUUUAUCUCAUAAGGGGAGAUGGUAAUGUUUUUGGCUUUUUGUUCUUCUCAAAAUGGCUUCCACACAUAUUUCUCUUUUUUGUAGAUUUCCAUUUUUAAAUCUUGCAAGCUAAAAUUAAAAGGAAAAAAGAA
Molecule: messenger RNA, 821 nt
Organism: Heteronotia binoei (common prickly gecko)
Lineage: Eukaryota; Metazoa; Chordata; Lepidosauria; Squamata; Gekkonidae
Gene: SNRNP27
Product: small nuclear ribonucleoprotein U4/U6.U5 subunit 27
Exons: 6
Coding region: 125-592 (155 amino acids)
Biological process (GO): RNA splicing
Cellular component (GO): precatalytic spliceosome
Source: RefSeq, a predicted model, not a curated record